CUCUUCUCGGCGGUGACAGAAAAUCAAAAACAUCAAUGGCCUCUCUUCUCUCACCUCUCCGCUUUCGCCAUUUUCUAUACAGAAGGCCUAAACUUAAACCCCCUUAUCCACUCUCCUCCAUACCUUCUUCCGCUUCUUUCAAACCCCUCCUCAAACUGCGCCCUCGCUUCCCUCCCUAUUUACACUCCUGCCACUGCUCCUUCACCGCCUCUUCCCCACUCGCAGACUCCGACUACAAAACCCAGACGCUGCUGCUUCUCGGCAAAGACGAGCGAGCAGCAGUAGUGACUGGGUCCCAGCCGCAGCCGGAGAGCGCGAGCACAAUCGCCGCCAUUGUGACGUCAGUUGGGGGCCCACCCGGCGCGGUUGGGAUCGUGCGGCUGUCCGGUCCGUCCGCGGUGGCCGUCGUCGGCCGCGUGUUCCGUCCGAGCAAGAAAAAGAGAAAGAGCAAGAGCUCUGGUGCUGAGCCGUGGCGACCCACUAGUCAUGUGAUCGAAUACGGCGUCGUUUUGGACCCCAACGGCAAUGUCGUCGACGAGGUUUUAGCUGUGCCAAUGUUGGCCCCGAGAUCAUAUACACGUGAAGAUGUGGUGGAGCUUCAAUGCCAUGGGACUCAAGUGUGUCUGAACCGGGUUCUCAGAGCUUGUUUAGAAGCUGGAGCAAGGCUUGCGGAACCAGGUGAGUUUACUUUGCGUGCUUUUCUCAAUGGCCGCUUGGACCUGACCCAAGCUGAAAAUGUUGACAAACUCAUUUCGGCCAAGUCUGUGGCUGCAGCAGAUGCAGCACUGGCCGCGAUUCAGGGUGGCUUUUCUUCCAUGGUAAAAUCUGUAAGAUUUCAGUGCAUUGAGUUGCUUACUGAAAUUGAAGCCCGGUUAGAUUUUGAUGAUGAGAUGCCACCGCUUGAUAUCAAUGAAGUUGUAAAUAAAAUACAUUCCAUGUCACAAGAUGUUGAGAGUGCUCUAGAGACGGCCAAUUAUGACCAACUUCUGCAAUCUGGAUUACAGAUAGCAAUUCUGGGCCGUCCAAAUGUUGGGAAAUCAAGCCUCCUCAAUGCAUGGAGCAAAACUGAGAGAGCUAUAGUUACAGAAGUUGCUGGGACCACUCGGGAUGUGGUUGAAGCCAGUAUUACAGUUAGUGGUAUUCCUGUAACCCUUCUUGAUACAGCAGGCAUCAGGGAAACCGCUGACAUAGUGGAGAAAAUUGGGGUGGAGAGGUCUGAAGCAGUUGCUAUGGGUGCUGAUGUCAUUAUUAUGGCAAUAAGUGCUCUUGAUGGCUGGAGUCCAGAAGACUCUGAACUUCUUGACAGAAUCCAAUCUAACAAGAAAUCGACUGGAUCUUCAACCCCAAUGAUCCUUGUAAUUAACAAAAUAGAUUGUGUUGCAUCUGAUUGCUUGGAGCGGGUUCAAAAAAAUGUCGGUUCUUUCAAUAAGCGUGUCUUGACAUCUGCCAUCACUGGUCAAGGAAUCCAAGAUUUGGAGAAGGCAAUAUUAGAUAUUGUUGGUCUCAACAAAUUUCCUGCAGGGAGUCGAAGGUGGACUGUGAACCAGAGACAAUGCGAGCAGCUUGUCCGAACCAAAGAGGCUCUUGCAAGGUUGAAAUCCUCUAUAGAGGAGGAAAUUCCUUUUGACUUCUGGACGAUUGAUUUGAGGGAAGCUGCAAUGGCCCUUGGCCAAAUAAGUGGAGAAGACAUUUCGGAGGAGGUUUUGACCAAUAUUUUUGGCAAGUUCUGCAUUGGUAAAUAGAAGAGCUAGAAAAUGUAUUGAUCUGUAGAAAGUUUUGUACUAUGUUAGAUACUUAGAUAUUAAGGGAUAGACGAUUCUUUAUCAUGAACAAUAAAGUUCAUAAGAAAUUUUUGAUGGAAUUACAAUGUCAUGAAUUCUCUUUUGUUUUA
This is a messenger RNA of Rosa rugosa (rugosa rose), 1891 nucleotides long. RefSeq lists its product as uncharacterized. The transcript is spliced from 9 exons. Lineage: Eukaryota; Viridiplantae; Streptophyta; Magnoliopsida; Rosales; Rosaceae. The record is from RefSeq and is a predicted model, not a curated record. Gene Ontology annotation, cellular component: cytosol; cytoplasm. Gene Ontology annotation, biological process: tRNA methylation; tRNA wobble uridine modification. Bases 36 to 1742 code for a protein of 568 amino acids. Gene Ontology annotation, molecular function: GTPase activity; protein binding; GTP binding.